UAAAUUUCGUAGGAUUUACAAUUAGUUACUUGUUUACAAUUCUGAUUGUGAAGGUUUUUCAUGUUUUUGUUCUACUAAAUUAUAAACACUUAUUGUUUUAUUUGUUGCGUGGCUGGGCAUUGUUGUUUUGUUGGCCGUUGUGUUGAUACUGGGGAGUAUCGCGGAGUGCCAGACUGCCAGGUUGAUCACAGCUUGCAGCAUGCCCAUCACAGCCGCGGGGGCCUUCGUCAGCACCAACGCCAGCGCUGUGUCGCGGUCCGCGCGCGCCCCCACCCAGGACGGUGUGGGCAGUCGUGUGGUGCGCGGUCCGGACUGGAAGUGGGCCGAGCAGGACGGCGGAGAGGGGCAUGUGGGGACAGUGCGGAAUUUUGAGUCGGUGGAGGAGGUGGUGGUCGUGUGGGAUAACGGGACGGCGGCCAACUAUCGCUGCGCCUCGGCGUAUGAUCUGCGGAUCCUGGAUAGCAGUCCCACAGGGGUGAAGCACGAGGGCUCCAUGUGCGACUCGUGCCGGCAGACGCCCAUCUACGGGAUCCGCUGGAAGUGCUUCGAGUGCCCCAACUACGACCUGUGCUCGGCGUGCUAUCACGGCGACAAGCACAACCUGCGCCACCGCUUCUAUCGCACCACGGCGCCCAACACCGAGCGCCUGCUGAUGGAGCCGCGUUUCAAGAGCAAGAAGAAGAAAUCCCGCGGACUCUUCGGCAACGCCCGGGUGGUGCGCGGCGUGGAUUGGCAGUGGGAAGAUCAGGACGGUGGGAACGGGAAACGCGGGAAGCUGACGGAAAUCCAGGAUUGGUCGGCGGCCAGUCCGCGCAGUGCGGCCUAUGUGGUCUGGGAGCACGGCGGCAAGAAUCUUUACCGGGUGGGUUUCGAGGGGAUGUCGGACAUCAAGUGCAUCCAGGAGGGCAAGGGCAGCUCCUACUACCGCGACCAUCUGCCGCUGCUGGGCGAGCACAUCCCCGGCCGGCCCGGCCCGCAGGUCUUCGCCAUCGGCGACAACGUCAACGUGGAUCUGGAGCUGGAGAUUGUGCAGUCGCUGCAGCACGGCCAUGGCGGAUGGACGGAUGGGAUGUUCGAAUGUUUGGGAACGACGGGCAUCGUCAUCGGGAUCGAUGAGGAUCAUGAUAUUGUUGUGCAGUAUCCCAGCGGAAAUAAAUGGACGUUUAAUCCGGCGGUGCUGACCAAAGCCCUGUCCACCGCGGCCAACAACAGCAAUCUGGCCGCGGCCAACAACACCGCGGAUGCCGGGGAAGCGUCCAGCUAUCAGAGCUUUCAGGUGGGGGAUGUCGUGGAGGUCUCGCGGGACGCGGAGCGGGUCAAGAUCCUGCAGCGCGGCCAUGGGGAGUGGGCGGAGGCCAUGUUGCCGACGCUGGGCAAGGUGGGUCGGGUGCAGCAGCUGUACCACGACGGGGAUCUCAAGGUGGAGGUCUGCGGCACCUCCUGGACGUAUAAUCCGCUGGCCGUCACCAAGGUCGCCGGACCCAACAACCAAGUUCGUUUGCAAGCGCUGCUGAAGAAGCUGUACGAGACGCACGUGAGCGGCGACAUCCACGAGGAGCUGGUGAAGGCCGCCGCCAGUGGCGAUGUGAUCAAAUGCGAGGAUCUACUCAAGCGCCCGGACGUCAACGUACGACCCGCGAUUUUUCCCGAAUUAUUCCGAUUUAUUCAGCGGAAAAUUGUGAGAAAAGACGAGCGUGUUUUGCAGGUGAACGGCGUUUUCUCCGGCCACACGGCCGUCCAAGCAGCGGCGCAGAACGGGCACGUGGAUGUGCUGGGGAUGCUGCUGAAAGUCAAGGCCGAUGUGGAGAUCGAGGACAAAGACGGUGAUCGGGCCAUCCAUCACGCGGCCUUCGGUGACGAAGCCGGCAUCAUUGAACUGCUGGCGCGCGUGGGCGCCGCCGACCUCAACGCCCGCAACAAACGCAAACAGACCCCGCUGCACAUCGCCGUCAACAAGGGCCAUGUGGCCGUGGCCCGGGCCCUGCUGCAGUUCGGCUGUCACGCCAGUCUCCAGGACAGUGAAGGGGAUACGCCGCUGCACGAUGCGGUGAGUAAGAAGCGCGACGACAUCCUGGCGCUCCUGCUGGAUCACAACGCCGACGUGGGACUGUGCAAUAACAACGGCUUCAACGUCCUGCAUCACGCGGCACUGCGCGGGAAUCUCAGUGCCAUGCGAAUUUUAUUGGGGAAGUUGUCGCGCGGAUGGCUGGUGGACGAGCAGAAGGACGACGGGUACACGGCGCUGCAUCUGGCGGCGCUGAACAACCACCUGGAGGUGGCCGAACUGCUGGUCAAGCAGGGCCACGCCAACAUGAACCUGCAGAAUGUCAACAAGCAGACCGCCCUGCAUCUGGCCGUCGAGCGCCAGCACACCCAGGUCGUCCGGAUGCUGGUGCGCGAAGGCGGCGACGUGAACCUGGCGGAUAAGGACGGGGACACGGCGCUGCACGAGGCCCUGCGCAGUCACACCCUGUCGCAGAUCCGCCAACUGCAGGACAUGCAGGACAGCCAGGUCGGCAAUCCCAUUUUGCUGAUGGGAUUGGCGGCGCACGCGGCCCAGGGCACGGACAGCAAGAGCAGCGCCUCGCUGGCGUUGUUCCUGGUGGCGCACGGCGCCGAUCUGCUGGUGAAGAACAAGAAAGGUCAGACGCCGCUGGACCUCUGUCCCGAUCCCAAUCUGGCCAAGGCCCUGAACAAAUGCCAGACCGACAAAGCGAACGGGACGGUGAGUCCGACGGGGAAUUAUCUGCGGACGGAGGAGUGCCCCAAAGACUGUCUGGUCUGCUCGGAUCAGCCGCGCGACACCCUCUUCGGACCCUGCGGCCACGUGGCGGCGUGUGGGCAGUGCGCGGCACGCGUCAAAAAAUGCCUCGUCUGUCGGGAGGCGGUGGUGAGUCGCGCGGCCAUCGAGGAGUGUCUGGUGUGUUCGGAGCGGAAAGCGGCGGUGCUCUUCCAGCCCUGCGGCCACAUGUGCGUCUGUGCGCAGUGCGCGCCGCUCAUCAAGAAGUGCGUCAACUGCCGGCUGCCCAUUGAGCGCCAGGUGCCCUACGCCGUCUGCUGCGCCGCUUCCGCGCCGCCCUCUCCGUCGCCGGUCCCGGCGCCUGUGCCGUUGGCUCCGGAGCACAUGUCGAUGAACAACACCAACUACAAACCCAACAACGUCUCCGUCGCCAAGCACACCAACGCGCCCACCGACGUCACCAAGCUGCAGCAGCAGCUGCACGACAUCAAGGAACAGACGAUGUGCCCGGUGUGCAUGGACCGCAUCAAGAACAUGAUCUUCCUGUGCGGACACGGCACCUGCCAGCUGUGCGGGGACCGUGUCACCGAGUGCCCCAUUUGUCGCAAACUGGUCGAGAAGCGCAUCCUCCUCUACUGACCGGCUUUCCCUUCAUCUCGGCGUUUAUUUUAUCCGUUGCGGCGCUUUUGGAUCUGAAUUCUUUUCGUUCGUUUUUAGCUGUGUUUUUAUCCAGUUAUCACCGCUUUCUGUACAACUCUUAACUGUAAAUAACCGGUAUUUCAUGCUGUGUUUUCAUUUCAUUUACUAAUAAUUUUUUUAUUUUCAUUUAAUGGUUAUUUUAUUAUGUAUGUUUUCUUCUGUUUUCGUGGAUUUGGUUUGCUGCUUGUAUUAUAACGUUUGGCUCGUAAGGUUGGCGUACGCUGGGUACAGAACGUCUACAUAAAGUGGUGAAUUCUUAUUAAAAAAAAGCAGGCAGAAUCGA
Molecule: messenger RNA, 3722 nt
Organism: Paramacrobiotus metropolitanus
Lineage: Eukaryota; Metazoa; Tardigrada; Eutardigrada; Parachela; Macrobiotidae
Product: E3 ubiquitin-protein ligase MIB1-like
Exons: 18
Coding region: 200-3379 (1059 amino acids)
Biological process (GO): protein ubiquitination
Cellular component (GO): cytoplasm
Molecular function (GO): ubiquitin-protein transferase activity; zinc ion binding; protein binding
Source: RefSeq, a predicted model, not a curated record